GUAGCGAUGGCGUUUUAUGACCUGUGUUCUUUUCUGAGUAAAAAGUGGCGUUCUUGUUGGAUUUUCUAUGGGAGAUCGGUUCAUUAACGCGAGUCCUGUGAUCAACAUCGAAAAGGGUAUCAGAAUUAAGAUCGAUUGGCGGGAAAAGGCGAGAAGGGAAAGACGAAAAGGUUGUGAGUACAAGAGAUAUAUGAGCUCCCGCUCUCGUCGGCCGGCGAACGAAUUGGUCCCCGGCGGCAAAUCUAAUACAAAGAUAAACUGGCAAAAAUAAUUCGCUCGUGAAACCAGCGUGUACUGUAUGUGAUCAAUUUUGCAUUUUAUGAAGAAGUUCAUAACAAUGUCGGAAUUAGAGAAGAAAGAGAACUGUAUAAUAGACUGCAAUAAUAUUGAGUCAGAUAACUUGGAACAACGCAAUAGUAUGGCGAACAGCAGUACCAACUUAAACGAGAGUCAAGACUUUCAUCUGGUGGACUUUGACGAUGAUGCUAUUUCCGAUAAAGAGGAAAAGUCUCAAGAUGAAACAUGUUACGCUUCAACUGGUAUUGGUUAUAGUACAACUAAUGCAUCCGAUGGUGCAAAUGCAGAAUAUAAGCCAACUAGUACUGACAAAGACAAAGCUUUUGAAAAAGAGAAUGCAGAAAAUGUACAUCUGCUUGAGAUAACAAAGGAGGAGAAAGCAAAGAAUGACAAUAAUGUCUUACGUGGAAAGGAAAAUCUUCUCGACAAAGAAAAGAUUGAGGAGGAAGGCGAAGAGGAGGAAGACAUUAUACAGUGUACACCACCUGAAGAUUAUUCGCCAUCAAAAAAGCAGAUUGAGAGCAGUACAGAAGGGAUAACCAGUCUGAAACGUAAAGCAGAAUCCUUCGAUGAACCACCUAAAAAGAUUUUAAGAACCUCUUCAAACGAGGAUGUAACAAUACAUCAGGAGAAAGGAACGCAAGAGGAGAAAGAAAGUCAAUUUAUCAAGACCGACGACACUCAGCCAGACUUUUCGGACAAUUGCGUCGAUACUAGUUUGAUAAUCGCGGAAACUCAAGAUAUACCUGAGGAUGAGGUCUUAGAAAGCACGAUAGAGAAGCUCGUUAAUGAUAAAGAGCCAACCAAAGAUGCUUCUAAGACUCAUAUAGAAUCACAGGUAAAAGAAGUAGAUAAAAAUGAAAACUUUAAUGAUAUAUCGGUAUCAGACGAAGUUUGUACAAAUAAAGAAGUCGAGCAAAUAGAAACAGUUGAACAAGCUGAGAAAGUUUAUGAUGAGAAGAACGAAAUCAAUAUGCCGGAUCUGAAGAAAGAUGGUACAUUGUUUUCCAAGGCAACUGUAAUAGAAAAUGUAACGUUAGAUGAGAAUGUUAGAGCCGUAACAGAUUCGGAUCCUGCCAAGGAUUCAGGCAGUUGCACAGAAAAUGCUAAAGUAAUACAAGACGAAAAUACAGAUGAGAAAGAAAAUCGUCUUGAAUCCACAAGCCACGCUAGUUUAAAUGAAAAAUCUAAUGAAGUUGAAAAAAUAUUGGAUUCUAACAAAACAACUAUCGAACCUUGUCCCAAUGUAAAUUCUAGUAACACAACUAAAUCAAGAAUGAGCGUAGAAGUAAUAUAUGAUAGAACCGCGGUUCAGGAGAUCAAAACAAAGCACAAAGAGCUAGUAGAAAUCGACGAGGACGGAGAGAAGAUAGUAUUAGAUUCCUCGCAAGAAGAUUCUGAUUCGAAAACAGGCAGUAAGAAUACUUUGGACGAUACAAAGGCUGAAACGGUAUACAAAAGUUGCUACGAUUCUAAAAGCAGUAGCGAAUUCAGUUAUAAGUCUGCAGGGAUAGGCAAAGAAUCGUCACUCGAAUCAGUCAAGUCUAGUAAUAAACUCGUGAAUGGAAGCAGUGAAUCUAAAAGAUGCGACACAGACAGUACAGCCAGUUUACAGUCGGACACUUUUAGCGACAUGCCAGCCGUACUUGACAAAGUGGACAACAAUAUUUCCACGCCUGUGCAGAAUGUAAGUAGACAAAAUAAACCAAUCGCGUCUUUGAAAGAUUCGGACAACGCCGACCUCCUAUUGAGCGUAAGCGAUAAUGAAACCGAUGUCUAUCUAAUCGAUGACAAAAACAAAUCAAACCUAACUCACAGUAGUUCUAUAACGAAGGCUUUGCAAGUAGAAAAAGAAAUAAGCAUAUACGUUCGAAUGAAAUGUUUGUUGCAAGUCGACGAAGGCACAAAGGAGUUUCUGACCAAAGAGAUCACUGGUGUACAAUGCGAAGCUAUCACCGAGCCUACCUUGAUACGACAAAAAAAUAAUGAUACCUCUGCUUCUUUGGCAGACAUUUCUGGUAAUGAUAAUAAGGAUGUAUCCCCGGGAUCUAUAAAUAGUAAUCCACAGAUGUAUCCAUUGAAUCCUUCUAGACUUUCGUUCGCAUCGACCAUUAGUUCUUUGAGCUCUGUGUCGAGUGCUGCCUCGUUAGCGGCUAAGCUGGCAAUACGGGACAGUACGCAUUUCUCUUUACCAAGAGCACCCGUGAAACAUGUGAAGAAACAUAUUCCUGAUAUGCACUCGAUUAAUGACAAACAAGCCGUGGACGAGGCGUACGAACGUCUCAGCAAAGAGUGGCAAAAUAGCCGUCUCCUUACAACGAGCGUUUUAAAUUUCGUAAACGCUGAAUUCGCCAGUAUCGAUACAACGUAUAACGUGAGUAGUGAAAGGAUAGACGAUCAGUUACAAAAGAUCCGCUCCUCUACCCCGGAGGUAAAACAGAAUGUAAGCGAAGUGCAAACCCCGAAAAGCUCGAAAAAGGGCAAAACGGUUAAGAGGCCACGAAGCAAGAGCACGAAGAUGGAUAAUCAGUCGAAUGGAUUCAACAAGGUUUCAUCGAAAACUUUCAGCAAUCCCGCGGAGAAAGUCACAGAGAACAACGCGGAGAAUAAUGCAGAGAACACGCCGAGCAAGAAGAAAUUGAAAACUGAGCAUGCGGAUCACACUGCCUCGAGCACCGUAGACGCUUCGUCGAAACCAUCGUUGCCGACGGUAGUAGACGAUCUGAUCGGAAAGGACGUGUUUGCUAAAUGGUCCGACAAUAACUAUUAUCCUGGUACAGUUAUCGAUAAAGUGAAAACGAAGUAUAAAGUAAAUUUCUAUGAUGGAAAGAAUAAAGUACUUAUAGAAGAUUUUAUCAUAACGAUACCAAAAGUUUUGAAAGAAGGUUUAUCUGUCUAUGCUACCACUAGCAUCGACGAUUACGGAUCGUGUGGUAUAAUCGUAGAUGUUCACACUGUAAAUAACGAAGCAUGUUAUACAGUAGAAACGGAUGAAGGAGAAAAACUGAAAGUUCAAGUUAAGGAUAUCUUUUUGUCUUCUGAUCAAGCUCAAGUUUUGAAAGAAGAACAAAAUUCGGAAACUAAAAGUCUUCCAAUUACCCCCAAGCAUUUAGGGCAGGUAUCUUUGGACAAUAUGGUUGACGGUAAAAGGCGUUCCCGAAGAAUCGGGACUCCCGUAUUCUCAACGCCAAAGUCGAAAACAAUGCAGGUUUCAUCAUCAGCGAAACAUUUGAUAGCAGAACCAUCUGUAUCCGGUGUGGCAUCCACGAAGGAUAAGAAACUUGUCUCCGAGAGCGACGGAGUUUCCAGCGACUCGAACGUUUCAAUCAAAGAUGAGACAACUUAUAUGGGAGUACAGCCGGAGAUCAUUGGAACUCCCCACGAACAGAUCGUGAAAGGACCACAAAGUCGUAUCAAAAGCAAGCCACGGAGCAAAAAGAAGAUUGAUGAUGAACAAACAAUUAUUACUUUUGGUCCAAUACCGAGUAAAGAUUCAAAUCUGUUCAAAGGCAUGUCUUUUAUUUUGACCUGCGCACCGUUAGAAACUCUCGACCGAUAUCAAUCCGAUAUCAAAGAUUAUAGUUCAGAUCCAGGAACAGAAAACGAAGAAGAAUGGUCAAAGAAGCCCUUUGUCAGAGACAGAUUGAUUACACAGAUAUCAGCCGGUGGUGGGAAAAUUUAUACAGACUUCAACGAUAUUCCAGAAGAUGAAUAUUUAAGUACAAAACUAAUAACAAACGUGCCAAAUACAACUGCAAAGACUCUAUUAUGUCUUUCUGUUGGUAUACCCGCCUAUAAUCACAAUUGGAUCAUAAGGUGUUGUCAAGAGGGGAAGAUUGUAAAUCCAGCUGAGGAUGAACUACCUGCAGGAUGGAGUUUGGACAAGAAAUCUUACGUCGAAAUGUUUCAAAGACCCAGCAACAAACCACUGACAAAAGUCAUCGUAAUAAUUCCAAACAUAGAGUCUGAAAAAUUGUUUGUCACAUUUUGGCGGAAAAUUUGUGAGAAUGCGGGUGCUGUUGUUUUAUUGGCAGAUAAACCAGAUACAAUGGAAGGCUUCGCGGAAGGAACUGUAGUUCUCACAAACAGAUCAUGUCCGUCGUGGGCGGUAGGAAAAGCCAGCGAAUUACAAAUUCCCUUGCUUUCCACAACAUGGGUUGUUCAAAGUUUAAUAGAAGGGAAAUUCUGUCGAUAUGACACGCAACAUCGUUAUAAAUACAAUUACAUACAGAACUAGGUACAUUUAGUUAUCAGAUACAUACUUUUUAGUUCAAGGACAGAUGAGAACAGCCUGUCUUUGCAUAUUAUUAUAUACAUAUUAUCAAAUCUUUACUUUCACUGUAUUACUCUGAAUUACUUGUUUAAGCACUUAUGGAUUACAAAGUAACACUGGUACUUUACUUUAAGUAUUGUUUUGAUACUUGCCCACAAUAUUGGAAAUCCAUUUUUUUCGCGAGUGCCCAUUAAGAAUUAAGUUUUUUACAGUCGAGUAUGUUUUAACGAACGAAAUCUAUGUAAAGUUAAUAUUUAUGAGUAAAAUAUCGAAGCAUAUUUUAUAUGGUAAUAUUGUGUACGAUAUAUGGAUAUCCGAAUAUGCAAAGGUUUCUCUUACUAUGACUCGAUAAGCAGAAAUUAAGAACGUGCAUUACAUACGAUGUCGCUUAUCAUACAUAUAAUAGAGUUAUAGACGUUAGAAUUUUGUAACAUUUUGUAUAAAUCGAAAUCGAAUUUGAAAUCGGAGAUCAUUUUUAUAAGAAACUAAUUGUAAUUUUAGAGAAGAGAAGGUCUCAUGGUUCUUCAUCGUUUACUUAUGUCAAUUAAUUGUUAUUGUCUUUUCUAUUUUACGUUCCUACGAAUAUGCAUUUAUCAGUAAGAUCAGUAAGAUGUGAAAUACUAUUUCACAGAAUCUAUAAAUUUCUCCUUAGCAACUUUCCUUGCGCGAAAAAACUUGAACGUUAACAGAAUCUAAAUAAUUACGAUCAUUUACAUUAAUAAUGUAAAUAACACGGUACAUUGUUCUCUUUUACUUUUCGGCUUUUUUUCGUUUCAUGUUUUAUGUGGCAUAUUCGUAGCGUUCAGAUAAUAUAUUUACUUGUAUGGCAAUUGAUACAUUUUAAGGGCAAAUAUCCGACGAGAUAAGCUAAGCCUAUAACUGUAAUAGAAUCAUCGUCUGUGUCUAAAAAAUUGUGUGAAAGAUACAACUGUUCUCUCUUCUGAAUGUAAUGUAACUGACGGAUACUAGGAGAAAUCUUUUCGAUUCAUAUGGUAAUUGAAACUUAUGAGCGUUUAGUCGACAAUUUUGCUAUUCUUUAAUCAAACGACUACAUACGAGAAUACAUAGACCUCUAUACAACCUGUAUAUCAAAUUUGAUAUCGAAUGGCACACGUCCUGUAAAUAUUUUUUUACUUGGAAUUGUACGAGCAGGUUAUUAAAUCUACUCGCAUUACA
This is a messenger RNA of Megalopta genalis, 5746 nucleotides long. RefSeq lists its product as uncharacterized. The record is from RefSeq and is a predicted model, not a curated record. Gene Ontology annotation, biological process: positive regulation of transcription by RNA polymerase II; DNA damage checkpoint signaling. Gene Ontology annotation, molecular function: histone binding. Gene Ontology annotation, cellular component: nucleus. Lineage: Eukaryota; Metazoa; Arthropoda; Insecta; Hymenoptera; Halictidae.